GACAGACAACUAGUGGACUUGAGACCAGGUUUGCGCAAGAUUGCUACAAGAUUGUUAUAUGGGUUGCUUAAGAAUUGCUGCAGACUGUUUCUACAGAUUUCCAAUAUGCAGUUUUCGGAAAUCUACCGCUUCCUCUUCGAAGAAAUUUCAGAUCCGAGAGUAACUAAUUGGCCUUUGAUGUCCAGUCCAUUUCCGAUAGCAAUAAUUUUAGCUGGAUAUUUGUCAUUUGUUCUUCUAAUCGGGCCAUUGUACAUGAAGAAAAGACGGCCUUAUACUUUACACAAAGUUAUGAUUUACUACAAUAUUUUUAUUGCGUUUUCUAGUCUUUUAGUGUUUCUCGGGCUUCUAACAUCAGGUUUUACAACAAAACUUUCCUGGGGUUGUGAACCAGUUGAUUAUUCUUAUGACCCAGAGUCAAUAAGUAUGGCGAGAUGGGUUUGGUGGCUGAUGAUUUUGAAAAUAUGUGAGCUAGGCGAUACAGUCAUUUUCACACUGCGAAAGAAAUUUAAUCAAUCAUCUUUUCUACACAUUUAUCAUCAUGCUACAACCGUUUGUCUUGCAUGGAUUGCUUGCAAAUACGCUCCAGGUGGCAUGUGGACUUUUAUUAUGAUGCCAAAUUGCAUCAUUCAUGUCAUUAUGUAUACAUAUUAUCUUCUUGCAAGCUUAGGACCAAAUUUACAAAAAAGACUCGCUCCUUGGAAGCCGUGGUUAACAAUCUUGCAAAUGACGCAGUUUUUGAUCAUGGCUAUCCACACUUCCCAAGCAUUAGCACCAGCCUGUGAGCCAACUCGGAAGCCACUUGCUUAUAUAUAUAUGUCACAAGUUAUUAUAAUAUUUUAUCUAUUUUUUAAUUUUUAUAAAAAAACUUAUGUAACAAAAAAGUGUCAACAAUAAAAUUUUCCGGAUUCAUGGGUCAAGUAUCACGAUAAUGACCAAAAAUGAUUAUUGAAACAACUACAGUAAAUUUUGUAUUUUUUUCACAAAUAAAUUGAACA
Microplitis mediator is the source of this 995-nucleotide messenger RNA. Its product is annotated as elongation of very long chain fatty acids protein 7-like. Gene Ontology annotation, molecular function: fatty acid elongase activity. The coding region runs from base 106 to 894 and encodes 262 amino acids. The record is from RefSeq and is a predicted model, not a curated record. Gene Ontology annotation, biological process: fatty acid elongation, monounsaturated fatty acid; fatty acid elongation, polyunsaturated fatty acid; fatty acid elongation, saturated fatty acid. Gene Ontology annotation, cellular component: endoplasmic reticulum membrane. NCBI's taxonomy places the organism in Eukaryota, Metazoa, Arthropoda, Insecta, Hymenoptera, Braconidae. The transcript has 7 exons.